Messenger RNA from Schistosoma margrebowiei, 3237 nucleotides. The record is from the annotation of a GenBank genome assembly. Lineage: Eukaryota; Metazoa; Platyhelminthes; Trematoda; Strigeidida; Schistosomatidae.
GAAACGAGAUAUGAAGUACUUGGAGUAGCCGUUGUUAUAGUGACACAAGAGUUAAUUAUGAAUGAGGAUGAAUCACCGAAAUCAAAAAACAUAUUUAUCAGCGAGAUAGAUUGCUUUGUCGGUAAAAAUAUUGGAAAGUAUUUAGCAACACAGAUCCCUGGAUCUGGAGUAGAAUAUGAGAAACAGGAUGCAGACUUAUCAAACGAUAAGUGGGAACCAGGUGGGCCUUCUCCUCCAAAGAAAAACUGCUUCGUAAUAAAUGGAACACUGCGCUAUUGUGACUCAAACAAACCUCCGUUUGCGAAGGAUAUUUUAGAUUAUGAUGAUCGUAACAAAUUUUUGGAGCACGUGGCAACUUUCGACGUUAUUAUAUACGACAUCACGGUCAAUCCUGAACAAAUGAAGGAAGUGGUAUGGCUUGGUGAGUGUCUAGAGAAGAAUUCAAAUCAAUUCGCUUCCAAGAAGACGCUUAUUUUGGUUACAAAUUUGAUGAGUUGGGUAUCAACUAAGCCAAAUGACCCGGAUGAUCCAGGAUUUGUGGAAUCCGAAUGUAAACGUCGUAAACCACAUCCAAAAUUUAAAGAAUAUUUAGAAUGUGAAAAAUCAAUUUUGAAGUUAGGUAAAAAGCAUAAAAAGAAAUUUGUAACUUAUGUAUUAGCAUGUGGAGUAUUCUAUGGAUGUGGGGAAUAUCUUUUUCGACAUUUAUUUAAAGAUGCUUGGUCAACACAAAAUGAAUUGCCAGUGUAUUUAAAUGGAGAAAAUAUAUUGCCAACUGUUCAUAUACUAGAUUUAGCCAGAAUAAUCCAAUUCAUAAUUAAUGAUCCUCCUAAGCAACGUUACAUUGUUGUCCGAGAUGAUGGUCAAUUUACUUUGUCAGAAAUUGUAAAAGCUAUCUCAUCGGGAUUAUCCAAUGGAGUUACAAGAGUAUACAACGAAGAAGACAUAAAAUCAUUGGAAAUACCGGCACAAAUAACUGAUGUUCUAACGAUGAAUCUUCGUAUUGAACCGAGUACAAUUAAAGAAGAUAUGCAAUUUCCAUGGAUUUCUGAUUCUGGCAUACCAACUAAUAUAUCACAAUUAAUCAAUGAAUUUAUUGAAGAACAUCAAUUAAAGCCACUACGUAUAUGUAUUCUUGGUCCACCAUAUAUUGGUAAAACUACACUUGCUAAAGAACUUUGUAAAAUUUAUCGUUUACAUCAUAUACACUUGAAAGGUCUACUAUAUGAAUAUAUUCGAAAUUUGCUUGAACCAAUUAAAGCCUAUGAACAUUUAUUGUAUAUUCGUGAUAAAGAACGUUCUGCAGCUGAAAUGAAUUCUGAAUCUAAUGGAAAAAUGUUAUUGAAACAUAAUUCACAAGUUGAUCAAUUGUUGUUAGAUGACAAUGAGAUAAAUGAAUCGACUACUGAUGUUAUAAAUCCAUUGAAUGUCAAUUUAUCAUCAGAUUAUUCAACAAAAUUACUUGAACCAAUGAAUGAACUGUUAGAUUCAUAUGAAAAUGAUGAUAAUGAAAAUAUGAUGACUGGAGAGUAUGUCACUUCUGACAGGAAACCAAAUCUUGGGGAUGAUAAUGAAUUAAAUGAUUUAGAAUAUUAUCCACUUAGUCCAUUACCAACUUGGAAUUCCGAAGAUGAAUUAGAAAUGCUUGUCAAUGAUUGUCAAGAACGUUUAGAACAAUUAAAAGAGAAUUGUAAUGAAUUUGGUAAACUGAACGACGAAACACUGAUACGAUUAUUAGUUCAAAAGUUAUUAUCUAAACCAUGUCAAAAUCAAGGAUUUAUUUUAGAUGGAUUCCCAAAAACGUUACAACAAGCUGAACUCUUAUUUAGACCUGAUCCAGAUGAUGAUGAUGAUGUAGAGAUUUCAAACAAUAAUAAUUCAUCAUUCAAAUCUCAUCACUUAAUUAUACCAAAUUAUAUGAUACAUUUAAUUGGUAGUAAUAAUUUAUUAUUAGAAAGAUUUAAUAAACAAUAUUCAUAUCAACAUUUUAAUUCAAUAAAACAACAACAAAUUAUGUUACCAACUUGGAAAUUAUAUUUAAUGGGUGAUAAGAAUUUAUUACUGAAACAUUUUAAUAUAAUAAAACAACAAUCAAAUCAACAAAUUGAAUUUAAUAAAAAUCAAUACAUUGAACAAGCGGUUAAUUUAAAACAAUUUGAAACAUAUAAAGAAAGAUUUGAUAGGAGAGUACAAGAAUAUCGUUCUAUAAUGGCACCAAAUAUAGCAAAUUUACGUGAAAUACUUAUUGAUGAAGCAAAUUCACUUCAAGGAACCAAUCAAAUGGAAGAAUUGAAAAUACAUCAAACUGAAGAUGGAAAAUCAAAAUCUUUGUCAAUGGAAGAAACUAGUCAGAAAGAAGAAGACAAUCAACAAAAUGAAGAAAAUCAAUUCCGUAAAAAAGAUAGUGAAAUGGAAAUUAUAACUGAAGAAACUAAACAAAUUGAAAGACAAAAUGAAGAUGAAAUCAAUGAAAAUCAACAUCAGACAAUAAGAGAAUCAAUUGCAUUAGAAUUAAAACUAGCACAUAUUCCAUCUCUACCUGAAGUACCAGAUGAAACUGAAGAAAAUGUUUUAACUUAUUUUGAUCUAAGAGAAAUUCAUCCAAUAAUGAUUGAUAUGGAUAAAGAUUCUAGUCCAGUUAUUAUGUUAAAUGGUCCACAAGAAGCUUGUUUAGAUAAAGUACGUAAAGCAAUUGGAAAACAUGAAGCGCCUAAAUUGCCUUCAAUUGAAAUUUAUCCAUUAAAACAAAGUGAAUAUGAAAUUCAAGAGAAAGCAAUAAACAUUUUAAGUGAAUUCGAAUUAGAAAAACUAAGAAAAACUAAAGAAAAACUAGAAAAUCAAAAAUGUGAAGAAAUUGAUUUAUUGAAGAAAUCUGAAAAUGAUUGGAACAAUUGGCUUUCUUUGUUGAACACACAAAAUUAUCAAUAUGCUGAAGCACAUUCACUACCAAUGCGUUAUUAUUUAAUGAAAUAUAUUAUGCCUGAAUUAUCGAAAGCUUUAUUGGAAUGUUCUGAAAUACGUCCAGAUGAUCCAGUUGAUUUUGUGGCUGAAUAUUUAUUGAAGACAGGAAUUUCACAGUGAAUCAACUACACUAUUUUGAUGAGAUUUUAAAACAAAAGAAAAAUGUAAAAAGAAAACCAACAAAUGAGUAUAGUUUGCAUUUUCAAAAUACAUAACCCUCGAGUACAUGUAGUAUUUGUUUCAGCUUUUUUUAUGGAAUAAAUAUCUCACUCAAACAUC